UUUCAGAACUCGUAUCGCUAUCAAUUAACUGCUCGAAACAUGUCUUGUUCCAUGACGGCGAGGGAACCCGCUGACUUGCGGGAGGAUAGUUUCAAGCGUAUAGUGAGAAAGAGGGCGCAAAACCAUUGUGUUGAUCAGACAGUUUACCCAAAUGAAAACCCAGGCCUCUCUCCUAGCUCUAUUUUCAAUGGCUACUCCCACCUGCUCUCUCCAUUUGAGAAGAUUGAAGUUAAGAAGUACGGAAAAAUCUACGCUCUAUCGAUGAAUCCGGAAACUCUGAAAGCUCCAGAGAAUGCGAUUGAGAAGGAUUUCUUUGAGAUGGGUUCGAUCUACAAAAUGAAAAAAGAUGAGCACAUUGGUUACCGUUACACGAUUGACAAGGUUAUUGGACAAGGUUGUUAUGGAGUGGUGGGUGAGGCAACGGAUGGAAAGACAAAGCAAAAGGUUGCAAUUCGAAUGGUCUCUAAAUUGGCGCCAAGAAUCUACAGAGAAACCGAAAUGAUAAUGUACAUCUCCUCCAUUGAUCCAGAUCACACAUUUGAUUGCGUUCGCAUGCUGGACUACAAUGUCUUUCGCGGAUUUCACUACGUCGUCACAGAUCUCUUUGACACCAGUGUGAAAAAGUACAUCAAGGAGCAUCACCCAAAUGGAAUUGCUCUGGAAAAUGUUGCUGCAAUGGGACGCAAGAUCUUGAAGGGGCUCGUCUUUCUUCACGAGCACAACAUCGUCCAUGGGGAUCUCAAGCCAGAGAACAUAAUGCUCAAUCUCGCAAAUCCUAACGAUGUCAAAUUGGGAGACUUUGGGCUAUCAAGAUUUGCAAAGCCAUAUCACGACCAUGUGCAGUGCCAAUCCAUGUUCUACAGAGCACCGGAAGCAUUUGUUCGUGGGAGAUACAAUGGAGCCACCGAUAUGUGGUCUUUUGGAUGUACCGUUGCUGAAAUGGUUUCUGGAAAAAUUUUUCUCGCUGGUGACAAUUGCGAUGAUCAAUUCUAUUUGAUGCAAGAAGUGAUUAACAUCCCGCCUCCAGUGUUUUUCGACACAUUCUACACCAACUACUAUUUCUUCUCUACUCUUAAGGAAGCACCGAAGCAUAUAGUUAUCACUGAUCACGGACCGAUUGUCAGCUUCAUUUACACAAAGGCCGCAGAUCACCGCAAAAUUCCGGGAGCAACGCCGAUUGGUUCUUUCUUCACUAAAACAGAGCAGAAACCUUUCAACAAUUUCAUUCUGAAAGUUUUCAAGUGGAUGCCAGCCAGCCGUAUCACUGCAAAACAGGCACUGGAUCAUCCGUUCUUCUACUCGCUUUCUGCAUGCUUCAAUCAGCAGAUGUCGUUGGCGGAUGGACCAUUGUUUGCUCCAAAAGUCAAGCGUGCAGCUUAAAUCAUCGGCUACUCAAAGAUAUUUGCAAAGGCACCAUGCAUGCAAAUCAUCAUUUAUGAAUCUUCGAAUUUUUCUUGGCCUGUUUCGUUUUUUAAACUAUAUUUUUGAAAUUUUUUUUUUCAAAUAAAUUGAAAUUUCGUA
This is a messenger RNA of Caenorhabditis elegans, 1521 nucleotides long. It is a transcript of the gene C36B7.2, whose product is annotated as Protein kinase domain-containing protein. The record is from RefSeq and is marked reviewed. Bases 40 to 1380 code for a protein of 446 amino acids. Gene Ontology annotation, molecular function: protein kinase activity; transferase activity; protein serine/threonine kinase activity. The transcript has 5 exons. Lineage: Eukaryota; Metazoa; Nematoda; Chromadorea; Rhabditida; Rhabditidae.